ACCAACAGGCCCGCCCCGCCCUCCGUGACGUCAUUUCCGGCGUUUGGGCGGGGCCCAGGCAGGGCGCGCUGCCCGGAGCUCCCUGGGUUGCGGUGCCGGCCACGUCCCCGCGCCGGGCCUCAGGCUCCUUCCUACUGUCCGAGGGCCACCAGGCCGCCGCGGGCCUGCUGCGCCCGGGUAAGGGCUCGCACUGCCGUCCGGAGAGCUGUUGUCAGGGCUCCCUGACCGGUUUGGGACUGAGAGACAGAGAUGGGGGGGCAGGAGGAGGGUUGGAUGGGGGCACGAGGGGCAGUGGGAGAGUGAGUGGAGCUGAGGCAGGAGGAACCGGACAGGAGGAGCGGCGGAUGGGGCACGCACAGAGUGCAAGACGCUGAGCAGUGCAGAUGCGUCUGUUACUAGAGUGGAGAGUCUACCUUCGUCUCACAUGUGCCACAAAGGAUGGCAUGGCCCGGGAGUGCCCCACCACGUGGCUUUCACCCCCUGCAAAGCCAGACUUUACCCAGCGACGCAGUGCCAAGCCCACAGCUCUCCAAGGAGGAAGAUGGCCCAGGCUGGGAGCAUGCCCUUAGCAGCGGCCUCUGAUCCCUUGGCCAAGCAGGAGGGAACCAUUAGCAGCCUGAGGAGCUGGCUGGCUGGGAGCCUCGGGGACCGCCCAGCCUUGCUCCCAGCCCAUCUGCAAGAUGUGGACAGUUCUUGUGCUCAUUUGGAUUUUCUCCUUGUCCUUAUCUGAAAGCCAUGUGGCAUCCAACGAUCCACGCAACUUUGUCCCUAACAAAAUGUGGAAGGGAUUAGUCAAGAGGAAUGCAUCUGUGGAAACAGUUGAUAAUAAAGCAUCUGAGGAUGUAACCAUGGCAGCAGCUUCUCCUGUCACAUUGACCAAAGGGACUUCGGCAGCCCACCUCAACUCUACGGAACUCACAACAGAGGACACAAGCAGGACAGAUGUGAGUGAACCAGCAAAUUCAGGAGGUGCAGCUGAUGGUGUGACCUCCAUUGCUCCCACGACUGCAGCCUCCAGUACGACUGCAGCCUCCAGUACGACUGCAGCCUCCGUUACGACUGCAGCCUCCGUUACGACUGCAGCCUCCGUUACGACUGCGGCCUCCAGUACGACUGCGGCCUCCAGUAUGAUUGCGGCCUCCAGUAUGAUUGUGGCCUCCAGUAUGAUUGUGGCCUCCAUUAUGACUGCGGCCUCCAGUACGACUGCGGCCUCCGUUACGACUGCAGCCUCUGUUACGACUGUGGCCUCCAGUACGACUGCGGCCUCCAGCACUCCCACGACACUCGCACCCCCUGCGCCCACAUCCACUUCUGCAGGGCGGAGCCCAUCCACUGCCGCCACUGGGCAUCCAUCUCUCAGCACAGCCCUCGCACAAGUGCCAAAGAGCAGCACGUUGCCAAGAACAGCAACCCUGGCCACGUUGGCCACACGUGCUCAGACUGUAGCGACCACAGCAAACACAAGCAGCCCCAUGAGCACUCGUCCAAGUCCUUCCAAGCACAUGCCCAGUGACACCGCGGCAAGCCCUGCACCCCCUACGCAUCCCCAAGCACAAGGUCCCAUUAGCCAGGUGUCAGUGAACCAGCCUGUGGUUAACACAACAAAUAAAUCCACACCCACGCCCUCAAACACAACCCCACAGCCCGCCCCCAUCCCCACAGUGGUGACCACCACGAAGGCACAAGCCAGGGAGCCAACUGCCAGCCCAAUGCCAGUGCCUCACACCAGCCCAAUCCCUGAGAUGGAGGCCAUGUCCCCCACGACACAGCCAAGUCCCACGCCAUAUACCCAGAGGGCCGCUGGGCCAGGCACACCCCAGGCACCAGAGCAGGUAGAGACUGAAGCCAUACCAGGUACUGAUUCCACUGGGCCAACACCCAGGAGCUCAGGGGGCACUAAGAUGCCAGCCACGGACUCGUGCCAGCCCAGCACCCAAGGCCAGUACAUGGUGGUCACCACCGAGCCCCUCACCCGGGCCGUGGUGGACAAAACUCUUCUCCUGGUGGUGCUGUUACUCGGGGUGACCCUUUUCAUCACAGUCUUGGUUUUGUUUGCCCUGCAGGCCUACGAGAGCUACAAGAAGAAGGACUACACGCAGGUGGACUACUUAAUCAACGGGAUGUAUGCCGACUCGGAAAUGUGAGGGGGGCGGGGGCCUGGCGAGGUCUGGCCCCUUCCUUGUCCUUUCCUUUUGCCUUUGAGACCAAACCAAGUGCUUCCAAAUUCUUUUGGUGCAAUUUAGGAGAUAUGCCAGAUGCUUAAACACAUUUAAUUGCUGUCAGAUUAAUUCCAUGAUUACUAAAGAGUUGCUGCUUUUUUCAUAUUUAUUUUUGUAAAUGAUCCUGUUCCCAGGAGCAGCUGGGGGUUCCACCUUAGGGUGGGGCAGGCAGGGCCCCGUCCCCCCAGGUGUCGGAGCCUGACCUGAAUUAAAAUACUGACUGCUCGCCA
Molecule: messenger RNA, 2449 nt
Organism: Pongo pygmaeus (Bornean orangutan)
Lineage: Eukaryota; Metazoa; Chordata; Mammalia; Primates; Hominidae
Gene: C9H11orf24
Product: chromosome 9 C11orf24 homolog
Exons: 4
Coding region: 681-2144 (487 amino acids)
Cellular component (GO): Golgi apparatus
Source: RefSeq, a predicted model, not a curated record